AUGCCUAACAACAUUGUCGUUAUAGGAGCUGGGGUCUCAGGCCUGACAACUGCCUACAUGCUGUCUCAGGAUCCCGAAAAUCGAAUCACAGUGCUUGCGAAGCACAUGCCAGGCGACUAUGACAUUGAAUAUGCCUCCCCAUGGGCAGGAGCCAACUACAUGCCGGUUGGCAAGCAGGGCAGUAACCACCACGCAUGGGAACGAGACACUUGGCCCGCACUGAAGGAGAUCACCGAGAAAUACCCCGAGGCGGGCAUUCACUUCCUCGAUGCUCUUAUCUACAACCGAAAGAAAGACCAGGAAACGGCGACUGGCAAGUGGUUCUCGGAAUUGGUGCAGCCGAAUCCCUGGUACAAGGACGUGGUACCCGACUUCAAAACCCUCCCGGAGAGCGAACUGACUCCUGAAAUCGAUAACGGCCAAAUCUUCACCUCUGUCUGCAUCAACACUGCCGUUUACCUCCCAUGGCUGGUCGGCCAAUGCACCAAAAACGGCGCAGUCUUUAAGCGAGCCGUUUUCAAGCACAUCGCCGACGCCGCAGAUGCACACCACUCCGGUGAAAAGGCCGAUGUCAUCGUGAACUGUACGGGCCUUUCGUCCAAGUUCCUGGGUGGAGUUCUUGAUGAGAACCUUCUCCCCGCCCGAGGCCAGAUUGUCGUCGUUCGCAACGACCCGGGUCCCAUGAUUGGUCUUUCUGGGACGGACGACGGAGAGGACGAGGCAUUGUAUAUGAUGACACGUGCUGCAGGUGGUGGCACGAUCCUCGGUGGCUCGUACCAAAAGAACAACUGGGACCCUCUACCGGACCCGAACCUUGCUAAUCGGAUCAUGAAACGCGCGAUCGCGAUCGCGCCCCAGCUCGUCAAGGAGGGCGAAGGGAUCGAGGGUCUGGAUAUUAUUCGGCACGGCGUUGGCCUACGACCUCUGCGGGAGGGUGGCCCCCGGGUUGAGAAGGAUGAGGUUGCCGGAGUCAAGAUCGUGCACAACUACGGUCAUGGCGGGUUUGGAUAUCAGGCCUCGUUUGGAUGUGCUGAAACUGCGGUUUCUUUGGUUAAGGAGGUGUUGCGGAACAAGACUCGGGCUAAGCUCUGA
Molecule: messenger RNA, 1092 nt
Organism: Penicillium cataractarum
Lineage: Eukaryota; Fungi; Ascomycota; Eurotiomycetes; Eurotiales; Aspergillaceae
Product: FAD-dependent oxidoreductase
Exons: 6
Coding region: 1-1092 (363 amino acids)
Molecular function (GO): FAD binding; D-amino-acid oxidase activity
Source: RefSeq, a predicted model, not a curated record